This is a messenger RNA of Salvelinus fontinalis (brook trout), 2846 nucleotides long. RefSeq names its product mucin-2-like. The record is from RefSeq and is a predicted model, not a curated record. Lineage: Eukaryota; Metazoa; Chordata; Actinopteri; Salmoniformes; Salmonidae. The coding region runs from base 299 to 1309 and encodes 336 amino acids. The transcript has 5 exons.
CACACUGUGGGCGUUUAACAUCGACAGACAUCGUCCUGACGGAGCUGAGCAGACACUCACUUUGUGUGUUGCUCUGUGCGUUAGUCCUACAUUGCGCACCGCGCGUCAUACAGGCAUUUCAACCCCACCCCUUCUUUCAUAUUCUCUAAUGCCAGACCCUUCUGUAUUUUUAGCAAUGCUGUUCUCUGUCAGAUAACCAACCGAAAGAACAGCAAAGAAUACGCUCUAGCAAAGAAGAGAACAGGCGUUAAAAGCCGUUGAACGUUUUUUCAUCGUAUCCACGAAAGAGGCACAUGAAAUGAACAUUGAAAUGCAUCUAGUGGUGUGUGCUUUGGUGAUCCUUACCAGAUCAUCUCAGACAAAGGGUCAGAGCACUGCAUUGCCCCCUGUCUUCAUCCCAGUUACCCUCCAGCGUGAGGACGUGUCUACUGCAUCCCAAGCCCUCCCAAUUAUCAAUGAAGAUGGGGAUCCGGGGCCAGAGCCAGGUCCUGCCAAUCAGACCUCACCAGACCAAGCGGAUAGAGCCCCAACCAAACCAGCUGUUACCAACAGCGACAAGCUGCACCAAUCAGAUUCUGUUACAGACGCUGGUGACAGCAAUGACAUGGCUGUGACCAAUCAGAUGACCACGUCUCCACCUGCACACACAGUCAACACUGUUACCACCACCCAAGACAAUGCCACUCUCGCAGCCGCUCCAGAUGGCUCCUCCUCCUCAUCCCCUGUGAAGAGCACCUCCCCUGCAGGACUGCCCUCCAACCUAGGGGACACUGCUAGCCACCCCUCCAACCUAUGGGACACUACUAGCCACCCCUCCAACCUAGGGGACACUACUAGCCACCCCUCCACCCGAGGGGGCACUACCCACCCUGGUUUCGCUGGAGGCCACCUCACCACCUCUACUCCUCCUGCCUUAGAUACCAACCUACUUCCAUCCCAUGUUUUAAUACCGAUCCAGUCCUCUGUCCAACCCAGCACCCUUGCCCUGAUCCCUUCCGCAACCCAACCCCUCACCAUGGAGCACCCCCAGACCUCUGCCCCAGUCCACGUCAGCCCGCCUCAACAGGAGGUUCCAUCGGAGCUCAAUGUUGGAGAUGAGGACAAAGGGCCACAUCUCCACUCUCCUCUGGACCCUGUGCUGGCUGGCCUGGUCUCUGUCUUCAUCGUCACCACAGCCGUAGUCUCUGUCAUCCUCUUCCUCAAGUUCCGCCAACGGACCGACCACCCGGACUUCCACCGGCUGCAGGAUCUACCCAUGGACGACUUGAUGGAAGACACGCCACUUUCCAGAUACACUUACUCUUACUGAUGAUGGAAACUUUUCAUCAACAACAGUCAACUUUUCUUCUAGCACAGCUACACAGCAGACACCCGAUGGGCUGCCAUUUUUGGAUCCUGGCAAAGAUUUUGACUGGACUCGAGGCCCUCCGCCAGCGCCCAUGUUGACUCCCUAUGAUUCCCCCUUCUGAGCAGUUUCCAAUUUGAUUGUGUUCUGUUAACAAUGAGAGGGCUUUCAAUACCCAAUGAGGAGUUUCAAAACUAGGCCAACAUCAGAGGUUCCGUUUAAACAUUAGGCCAACACCCUCAAUAUUCCCUUUGAAACUCUCGGACGUCUCAUCUGCACAGGGGUCUGUUUUGUUCUUCAGAGACGAGUUCCCUUUGUAAUGCAUCCUCUUCUUCUGAUACAGGUCAUGCACAGCACAGGCUGCACUUUAAUGUGUUAUAGAAACAGUCACAGUGCUCUCACAGUCUCCAAAGCCCCUAAAUGAGUUGGAACUGUUUUCAGAAGACACAAUGUCACGUUGGAUGUUGUUGCCUGAGUCCAGGAUCGAGGGAAAAUGGAAAGGGAGUGAAAGAUGCUUACUGUAGAGGUACUUGAUUUAAAUGUUUAUCAGUCUCCAAUAAACCAUGUUAUAGAACAAUUCUAAUCCUUGAACUGACCAAAUAUGAGUGAAGUGCUCUUUCAAACCAGAAUGCCUAGUGGGUUGAAAAACAUCCAUACUUGCUCUUACUUGAUAGCCAGUAAACAUUCUGUAAAUGUAACCCAAAACAGUCAGAAAAACAGUCAACCAACGAAUGCAGAGAAGCUAAUUUGAUUGGGGGUGUAGAAAGGCAGGGGCGGCUGGUCCAUUUUUAGCCCAGUGGGCUUGUCUAACUUGUUUUUUUUUUUUUUGUGCAAAAUGAUGAUGAUCUGGCUAAUAAUGGGGGCCUCAAGGUAAAAAAAAAUGGGCUGGUGUGUUCGAAAUACCAGUGGCCAUUUCUGGUCCCAGUCCGCUCCUGCAGAAAGAGGGUCACCUCCAAUGAGCGUGACUUGAUUCAAAGCCAUAUAGAUACAGAUCCAAUUCAUGGACUACUUUGAGGAGAAAGGUUAAGGGAUAAAGUUUCACCAAUGGUGAUGAGACGGCGGUGCUUCAUGUGGAAGUGAUCAGCUAAUAAACAUUGUUAAACACAAAUGUUGCAAAGUAUAGUAUUAUCAAAAUGUAUGCUUAGUAUUUCUUUACAAGCCAUAGGAAAUUAUUUAAUUAGAUAUUUAUUAACUAUUUACAUGAUAUUUAUGAGUGUCUCAGAAAAUGAUCCUUUAAGUUAAUUGGAAAUAAUAAAAUGCAUAACAGCAGAGUAUGUAUUAGAACUAUGAGAUUUUAAGUUACAUUUAGAUUGAAAAUUAUUUGAAGAAAACUAAUUUUUGUCGUGCACUGCAACAAAUCAUAUUUACAGUGUUUAAGUGUUAAACUUGUGAUUUACCUGUAAGUGCCAAAAGUGAUGUAAGAGGUUGACAUACAGAUGCAGGGUUAACUGUAAAAAAUGAACGUUAUAAGGACUUUUUUAAUAAUAAAACCUAAACCCUU